AUGGGUAAUUUACCAAAAGCAAGAGUUAAUGAAGCAAUUCCAUUUACAAUAGUUGGGGUUGACUUUUGUGGACCUUUUUUAGUUAAAGAAAAGAAAGAAAGAAAUAGAAUUAAAGUUAAAAUAUACGUAGCAGUCUUUGUAUGUCUCGUCAUCAAAGCUGUACAUCUAGAAAUGGUCAGUGAUUUAACUACUGAUUGUUUUAUUGCUGCUUUAAAAAGAUUUGUUGCAAGACGUGGUUACCCGACUGAUAUUUAUUCAGACAAUGUAGAUGAAAUAAUGGAUAAAGCGUUAUUAUGUAGAAAAGAUGAUUUAAAUUCAUGCUUUUACAUUGAUGGACCGGGUGGAUCAGGAAAAACAUAUGUCUAUAGUACAAUAUAUCACUUAUUAAGAAGCGAUGGAAAAAAAGUUGCUACAAUGGCUUUUACAGGAAUUGCGGCAAUAUUGCUUCCAGAAGGAAGAACAAUGCACAAUCUAUUUGCAAUGCCGGUUGCAAUGUAUGCUGAUUCAACUUCGAAUAUUAAACAGCAAUCAAAAGCAGCAGAACUCAGAAACAUUGAUGUGAUAAUUUGUGAUGAAGCACCAAUGGCACCGAGAUACUGUUUGGAACUAGCUGAUCGAACCUGCCGUGAUAUAAUGAAUAAUAAACUACCUUUCGAAAAUAUGAGAACUUUACCGGAAAAAUCAGAGUUUGCUAAAUAUAUACUAGACGUUGGAAACGGCACAAUAAAUGAUAAUAAUGACAAUUUAAUGAACGCAAGUAUGAAAGUUUAUCGAAAGUUGCUGUAUUAUCAUGUAGAUAACAUAAAUGAUAAAGUGGUGCAAUUUUUGGACAAAGAUACAGAAAAAAUUUUUACUGGAAUUGAUAGUACUGAAAAUUGUGAUAAUGGAGAACUUAAUAAUUCUAUUUUACCAGAAUACUUAAAUACGUUAAAUCCACCAAAUUUUCCACCAUAUGAAUUAAAAUUAAGGUUGUACUGUAUUGUCAUGCUUUUGCGUAAUAUUAGUCAAAGUGAAUGUUUAUGUAACGGAACGAGAUUGCAAAUAUUAAGUAUGUCUAAUAAUCUUUUAAAAUGUAAAAUUUUAACUGGUGAUAAAGCAAAUGAUAUCGUAUUCAUACAUCGCAUAAGUCUCUAUUGUGAAGAUGUUUAUCCUUUCAUGUUUAAACGAAGACAAUUUCCAAUCAAGAUAGCAUUUGGAAUGACGAUAAUUAAAUGUCAAGGACAAACAUUCGAAAUGGUCGGUGUUGAUCUUAGAAAAGAUGUUUUUAAUCAUGGUCAAUUGUACGUAGCAUUUUCACGGAUCGAUUGA
Messenger RNA from Aphidius gifuensis, 1308 nucleotides. RefSeq lists its product as uncharacterized. The record is from RefSeq and is a predicted model, not a curated record. Gene Ontology annotation, molecular function: DNA helicase activity; nucleic acid binding. Gene Ontology annotation, biological process: DNA repair; telomere maintenance. The coding region runs from base 1 to 1308 and encodes 435 amino acids. The transcript is spliced from 5 exons. Lineage: Eukaryota; Metazoa; Arthropoda; Insecta; Hymenoptera; Braconidae.